AUUCGGUAUAUAGAAUGGAAGCCGCCAUGCGAGCGAAAGAUUCUGCUUAUUUAAAGUUUAUUUUGUAGUUAAAAUGACGAAAUGUGCCUUGAGUUAGAUUGCGAAUGAGGUUGUUACAAAAAUAAAACACCAACAAGGAUGGAAUCUAUGUUUGCCAACGAUGUUCCACCUGACUUUGAUGAGAUGCGUCACAGGGAGGAUAGAAAGGAACGGAUCAAGCCUUUCUGGGACCACCUUGUGCAUGAUAGGGAGCCAAAAGUGAAUAAGGAUGCUCAUCUCCAACUGGCGCACGAUCUCAAGGAGGAGGGGAAUGCCCUGUUCAAGGAAGGGCUAUACGACAUCGCAUGGAUGCAUUACCGUAAUGCCAUCUUUGUUGUGCGAAUCCUGGAGAACAGGUUCUAUCACAAGGUCGAGGUGGAGUUCACAUCCUCUCUCUUCUCAAACAGGGCUUUCUGCUGCUUGAAAAAGAUCAUGUUCAAAGAGGCUAUCCAGGACUGUGCAUCAGCUAUUGCUGUCUAUCCUAAGAACAUAAAGGCAUAUUACCGGCAGGCACAGGCCUAUAAAAGCAUGAAAAACUACACGGAGGCUUAUGAAGCGGCAAGAAAAGGCCACGAAAUUCAACCAAGCUCUGCGUUAAAAGAACUCAUAGAUGAUCUGGAGCCCCUGGUAAAGCCAGGGUUUGUACGCAAGGUAGCAGAGGCGUCCCUGAAGUCAGCACAGCCGUACCCUUUUAGUAGCGGGCCUGAUCCUGCAGACGAGUGGCUGGCGGGCACAAACGUGGUUGUCACGCAGAAACAUUUGGAGUCUAAAAAGAUGAAUAAAAAAAGCAAGAAGAAGAGCAAAGGUGGUCUGAACCCAGUGAAGUUGGUGCCAGAGAUGGAUCUCAAUGUGGAGAGUGAAGGGUCCAGUGGCAGUCCUGGACCAGAGGAUGACGCUCAGUUUGCCACCCUCUAUAACGAUGUACGUAAGGAAGAAUCAUUCAAAGGCCAGUCUGGUUUGGGCAGCUGGUCUAUCAACCCACCACCUGAAGAUGAGGAGACGAGCCCCUGGAGCUUCCCACAUGACGAUGAUGACGUGGAGACAAGCAUAAAGGCUGCCACUCCGGCGAUGGGUCUGGAUAACUUCUCCCCGUCGGUUGGAACUCCUGCAGUAGCUCGCCAGGAGGAUGGCAGAACCAGCGGUAAGUCGUCUCGGCGCACCUCCCGUUCAUCACAGAGCCCUGUUAAAAGUGCAGCCACCUUGACCUCGACCUCAAACACAACGAGCUCCACUCCCUCUCCAGCCUCCACCCAGGGCCAGCAGAUAGUGUUCCCCAUAGCCGACACCUAUGAUUUCAAAAUGGCGUGUAACCGAUGCUUCGUUAAGAACGGCGAGGGUGUUAAGGCCUUUCAAUACAUAAGCACCAAUCAUCAGUGUGCCAGGGAUGUGCUGAUAGUGAAGAAGAGGGAUGUAUCUGGCUUAAAUUGGGUGAAAAUCAGGAGCAGGCCAGAUUUAAAGGGUCAUUACGGAACGUACAAAGUGUGCACUCAGUUUAAUCAGAACAAGCCUUGCAAGGUGUCCGAAGAGAAGUGUACUUUUCCUCACACACAGGUUGAGCUGAGGCUGUGGUCCCUGGAUAGAGAUGGGAACUUUUCUAUCAACACUUUUAUUACAGAUUGCAAGACACACAAGAUUUAUGAUAACAGUGGCCUGUCAGUGUCAGUGGCUCGCCCGAAGACACAGUACAUUCCUGGGCUGAACUACCCUGAGGACACACCCAGCAAGCCAACUCUUGAGAACUUCCCCAGUUUCCACACUCAGCAACCAGGACCCACCCUUGGUCUAGGCCCGACCCCUGGCCUUGGCUCGACCCCUGGCCUUAGCUCGACCCUUGGCCUUGGCUCGAACCCUGGCCUUGGCACUACCCCUGGCCUUGGCUCAACCCCUGGCCUUGGCGCUAUCCCUGGUUUUGCCUCAAGUGUUGGCACCACCCCUGGUCACAGCUUCAACGGUGGCUCCAACCCAGGUCCCACUCCUGGACCCAACGUUGGCCACACUACUGGACCUUCUGUUGGCAAAGCCCCAAAUGUCCGUCCAACUCAGGGGGCUAAGACAGCCAUUGGAACCCCACAAACAGCUGCCCUAACAAGGUUCCCACCCCCUCAAAUGGGUCAGCCUGUGUUUACCAACCAGCCACAACGUCCACAGUUACCGUAUCAGCCUCAGCUGUUCUCGCCAGGCCAAUUUUCUCAACCACCACCAACAUUCUUCAAUCAGCCGCAGUUUCAGCAACAACAGCCGCCACCUCCAAACAACUGGACCAGGGACAUUCCACGCGCAAUGGAGGAAGACGAGCCUGAGCAGCCCCAGCAGCCUGAGCCUGAAUCAGGCAAGAAACAACUGGAGAAUCCGCUCUCUGAUACUCACAGGGCCGUUACUGCGUGCCAGUUCUGUUUUAAGCCGUCUAAAUAUCCAGGGGUGUACGAAUAUCAGGAAGACCUAGUGCAUAAAUGUGAGGAAACGAUGCUUGCGAUGAAGUCUAAAGAUGGUAAAAGUCCGUGGUUGAGAAUUCGAGAGAGAAAGAACCAUAGGGAGUUUCCGGGACAAUAUAUUCUGUGUAAUAGCGUGAAAUAUAAUAAUCCCAAGUUUUGUAAGUAUAGUGAGGAGGUUUGCAGUUUUGCCCACAAUGAAGUGGAAAAGAGAUUAUGGACACUAGAGAAAGAUGGGAAGUUUGAUGUGGUAGAAUAUCUUGUACAGAUCAAGAAGUACAAAGAAGGGAAAGGCUACACUCUUCGGGAAUGUCAAAUCAAACAUGGGGGAUACUUUGACUUUAUAUGCAGAAACUGUUACUACAGCACUCCUCCCCAGAUUUCUAGUUGUGCCCCAGAUGGCAAAAAAUGUAACGGAAAGGAGCCCCACCCGUGGAAGGAUUUCAAGAUCCUAGCUCACAUGGGACAGGGUCAAAAGAUAACCCCUGUGAACCCUCGAAGGUUCAUUCACAAGUCCGCAUUUUUCAAAAUCUGCAAAUGGCUACACUUUUGUCGCCGGAUAGUAAAUGCCACAUGCAAAUUUGCUCACAGUGUUGUGGAACGGGAUAUCUGGAUGGUGGAAAGGGACUGUAAUAUCAGUCGAGAAGAUAUCGUGACACAGUCUAAGCAGGCUUUUUCAGCAGCCAAGUCGGCACCGUUGAAAUCUGCAGUGCCCAUACAGACUUCCUGGGUACAAGCCACUUCAACAGAGAGCAAGUCAAACCAGUCACCAACGCAUACGGGCCUUUGCCAGGUCAUUGUUAUUGAAGUCUGCCAAAGUUGUUGGAAAAAUGGACAGAAGACACAACAGGAGGCGGGCAAGGAUCGCUGCCUCAAGGGCCAUGGGAACUGGAGCUGCAACAUUAUCUACCUGCUGAGCCCGUCAAUGAAAGAGUUACGGCCCCUGCCCAACAAGAUCCCACAGGGCCUGAACUUCCUGGUGUGCAAGUCUAUCAGUGAGGGUCGAAAGUGCCAGUACCAGGGCAGCCAGCCAUGCCAGUUUGCCCAUAGCAACGAUGAGCUGGAGGCUUGGAAGUUCAUGUGCAUGAACAACUUGCGUACUGUACAAGAACUCUCCAAGGUCAGCAAAGAGGCACAGAAGAUUCGUGCGGAGUCUGCCAAGACAAAGAUCAGUGGUCAGUCUGUAGUGAGUGUGGGUCCCAACACGGCCCCUGUUAGGCCCGCCAUGCCCAUGCCCAGCAAGCACACAUACUACUGCAACUACUGUGCCGUGUCGUGUAACAGCCAGAAACAGUGGGAUGAGCAUUGCGUGUCUGAUAAGCACACAUUUAACGUGAACUCCGACAGAGAGCAGCACUGGAACUUCAGGCAGCCACCAUGGACCCUUGGAAAGUACUUUGAACUCUGUCCACAACACUUGAAUGGAGGGAAGUGCAACUACUCACACGUGCUGGACAUGUAUAACCUGUGCCAGUAUGCCCACAGUCAGGAUGAGUUGGAUGAAUGGAAGGAGCGUUACCAAUGGCGACAAAUGAAGCGAGAAAUGGCUCGCCAGGACCGGGUCUUCUCGUAUAUGGAUGAACUUCUUGAGAAAUUUGAAAGCUCCACUGAUCCUGUUAAAGUGAUCUGUGAGGAGCUUGACGGGGUCUCUCUACAGCUUAUGGGUGAUCUGAACAUCUAUAAGGAGGACAAGCAUGCCAGCUACAUCUGGACAUUUAACAUUACAGCACAGAAAUCUUUAGAGAAGGUGGCCCUGCUCUACAAUAGAGACCGCCUGCAUUUCUCUCUGGAUGUGGGUGGGGACCGGCUAUGUCAGAUUGCCGAGGGCGAGACAUUUCAAAUAGAUGGGAACCAGAAGGGUCAGCUGACCUACAGAGUUGGGCUCAGAUUCAUCGGCGGAAUGUUUGGAUCCUUCCAACAGUGGAUCCUCUUUGACUUUGGCGAAGAGCCGGUGCUGUGUCGUAAAAUCUCUGUCGAAAUCGGCGACCAAUCAUCACACGAGAAGGUGAAAACCUUGCGCCAGCAGCUUCACUUUGAUCAUUGGACGUCACUGAAUCGGGAGAUUAUCAAGCAAGAACAGCUGCAGGAAAAUGAGGAGAAGUUGAUACUAAAGUACAAGGAGCCAGCGUCAUCCUCAACUGCCAUUACAGGGACCACGGUAUCCAAGGAGCUCAAUCAGCAUAACUACAGGGGAAAGAUGCACAAGCUGCUGGAGCUGGAGGAAAUCACGAGAUGUCAAAUCAUCUCCAGCUACAACCUCUGUGUGCAGAUUGAGUGUAUGAAGGCAAUACAGGACAAUACAUAUGUGUUUGCUUCUAAUGGUGAACUGUUUGCCAAGGUCCCAUUGCUGGAAAAUCUGACAGAAGACACCGAUGCAGGGCGACUCAUUCUAACCAGUGUACGCAAGGUUCUGCUUGCCCCGCAGAACAAUUCAACCAAAGUUGUGUACGAGUCGGUCAUCUUAAGAGAGGAGAAUUUCAACUUUGACGGUCGCGGGCGUGACUUCAUUUAUCUGUGUCUGUCUGCUGAAUGCGUGAGGCGGCUCCAGUUGAAACCUGGCAGUAAGCUAGACGUAGAGAUUCAGUUCCAGAUGGACCGGCUUUUCUUCUGUCGUAUGCACUCUGCUGUUGAUCAGCUCAUGAGUGAAGGCAUUGUGUUUCCAGAUGUGCCCAAGAUUAACCCGCUGAGAAAUGAGAAACACAAUCUGAAAGUCAGUUCGUCAGUUUUGAACGCGGACCAGAUGGCUGCUGUUCGUCACAUUGUAGCGGAGAGGACUGGUUACACUCCACCUUUUGUAUUGUUUGGUCCGUUUGGAACUGGAAAAACUGAGACAAUCGCCCAGGCAACCAUGGUGCUUCUGAAGGAAACCCAAAACACCAGGAUCCUUAUAUGUGCACAGUCAAACAGUGCUGCAGAUCUGUACAUUCUGAAGCACCUGGACAGCUACCUGAAGAAGAUGGGCAACGUGUCUCAGCUGUGCCGCGUGUAUCAUCGUGAGCGACGCGUGUUCACAGUGGCCAGCGAGGUGAAGAAGUACUGCAGACUUUCCCCUGACGGAGACUCCUUCAAGAUGCUCACUGCCGAGGACAUCGAGAAGUGUAGGGUGGUCAUAGUGACUGUGACCACUUCCCUGGAGCUCGCAAGCCUGGGCCUGCAGGGCAAGUUCACCCACAUCUUCAUAGAUGAGGCUGCCCAGACUCUGGAGUGUGAGAGCCUCAUGCCACUGACCCUGGCCACAGAGAAGACUUGCAUCGUGCUGGCAGGAGACCAUCAGCAGAUUAGUCCCAGGGUCUACAGUACAGAGGCAAAGAACCAGAAGUUCCACCAGUCCCUACUAGAGCGCCUGUACAACUACUACGACUCGCACUCAAGCCAGAUCAACACUGAGAGCCCCCUGAACAUCCUUCUCAGCAUCAACUACCGCUCCAAGAUGGAGAUCCUCCGCUUCAUCUCUGCCGUCUUCUAUGGCGGUCCAGAAGUCUUGCAAUCUGAGGCCAACAUUCCCUCGGUGGUGGAUAUAACGCCCCUGGUGUUUCAUGCCGUUCAGGGCCAGGAGGUGCAGAACGAGUACAGCGUGUCAUACCACAACAUGUCCGAGGUACAGGAGAUUGUGGAGCGGGUGGCUGACCUGUAUCAGGUGUGGCCUGAAGAGUGGGGGCCCAAGAAUGCCAGCGAGAUUGGUAUUGUUACACCAUACGCUGAUCAGGUCCAGCUGAUCCGUAAAAAGCUACGAGAGAAAAAUGUAGCCUUGAAGCAGGUGGUUGUUGAGAGAGUCCAAGGUGUACAGGGGAAGGAAUUUCGAGCAAUGUUCAUCAGCACAGUGAGGACCCAGUUCCUGCUAGAGAAUUCCCACAGUGAUGCGCUGACAGACACAGAAACCGAGGACUUUGGGUUCCUUUCAGACCCAAAACUUCUGAACACGGCUCUGACAAGGUCCCAGUCAAUGGUGGUGGUGGUGGGGGACCCGGUUGCAUUGUGUGCCAUCGGUGAGUGCAGCCGCGUGUGGCAGAUAUACCUGAAAUACUGUCAGAACAUGCGCAGUCUGCAUCCACAGAACUUCACCCUUGAUACCAUUAAACAGCAGGUACAGAGUCUGCAGUACCAACCAGCCAGGCAGUCAAAGGUUGAGCCUCACGCCAAUCCGUUGGCAGAGAAAUUGAAACAGUCGAAAGCUCAACUGGCUGGUCCGUGGGGUAAAAAGGCUGGCAGUGAACAGGCCUCAUCUGUUGAUUACUCGCAGUGGACCACGGACACUGACAUGUCUGCCAAUGAUUCAGUUGAGGAUCCAAAUGCAAGUUUUCCCCAGUUUCACGAGCCUUUGAGUGAUUUUAACAGAAAUGGUCUAAGUUCCUUGUCGGUUGUAGGUCAGCCUGCUUUCAAUGCAGCAUCGUCUGGUAUGGGACUGCAGGCCUCGGUCCUUGGAGCAGCCAAACACACCAAUGAGGGACCUCAGAUAAAUGUGAGCCUAGCUAGAGCACCCCUGGCUCCUAUUGGCAGACUGAGAACGGGCCUUGCUAGAAUGCCAGCACCUUCUAGCACAACUUCUGUAGAGCCAUGCUUUGAUAUUGGGGAUGUUUAUGAUUUGGAGCCUGACAAAGUUAUAUCUCAGAUAUUUGCAGAACAAGGGCAGGUUUCAAGUAGUCCUGUUGCAAUUCUAGAGGAAAACGGCUUUGCAGUGAUUAAAAGCAAGUCAAAUGGCCUAGUGGCUCCAGAUAUCAUGCCUUUGUAUUCUGAAAGUCAGUUGUUGAAAAUGUUGCAGGAUAGCAUGAGAUAUAAACGAUGCAAGUUUAGCACAAAGAAUGGCAUGUUUUAUGGUGUGAGUGAUUUGAAUGGGGAUAUGAUUGAAAUUCCAAGUCAGCUUUAUUGCGGCCAUGCUAGAAAUGGUGACAUAAUUGUUGUGGAAAUGUUCACAGAUAUAAAUAAAGCUUAUGGUAAAGUGAUAGCAGUGUUACAACAUGCUGUAAAUCUUGAGAACAAUGUGAUUUUAUGUCGAGUAGGAGACACUAAUGGAGUUAUGGUUCCAGUUGAUGAAAGUUUACCACCUUUGUUUAAUGUAACAACACCACAGUAUUUACCACAAAAUGCGGAAGGAAAGAUAAAUAUUUACAAGGUGACAACAUCCAAACAGGUUAGAUUCAGUCAUUUUGAGACCAUUUCCCCGUUAGAUGUUAAGGAAAAGCUGUUUGCUGUAAAGUUUUUGAAGUAUGAUAGAAAACUACAGUAUCCAUUAGGGAUUGUUGUUGGUUUGAUAUCUGCACAGGCAGAUGUUGUGUCCAGUACAAGAAUCUUAGAUCUGGAGUUCUGUAUAAAGAAGGCAUAUAAUCAAGCUGUUACCAGGGAGAUAGAUUCAGAGUUUGUUGAUUCAAGUGUUCUGCCAGCUCCGCUGUUUAGAAACAGGCACCUUGAUCUUCGAGAAUUUUGGUGUUUUACAAUUGACAAGGAAGGAACUGGCCAUAGCUGUAGGGCGUUUAGUAUCGACGAACAUGGUGAUGGAUUGUACAAAGUGGGAAUUCACAUUAGCGACGUAGCGAGUGUUGUGAGGCAGAACAGUCUUACAGACGUUGAAUGUCGGAGUCGAGGCAUGUCGGCAUAUCCAAUACAGAGCCAGGCCGUUCAUAUGCUGCCGGGGAAGUUGACAUCAGGACUGUGUAGUAUGAAACAGAAUGAGGACAGGCUUGCAUUAUCGGUGAUAUUUCUGGUGAUGACCACAGGGGAAAUCUCCCAGAUAAAUGUGCAGAAAAGCAUUGUGAACUGCAAAAAGAAUUUCACCUACACCGAAGCUGAGGCCAUUGUGCACGACCCCCUUGCUGUAGAAGAUUAUCUGAAAAGUUGCGUGUUUGUUCUGUUUGAAAUUGCUAAUUUGUGGCGACAGAAGAGACUUGGUAAUGCUGCCUUGUCUACGGAGAAUAUAGUUAAUAAAGCGACCUUGCUUUCCCAUCAACUUGUAGAGGAGAUGGUUAUUAUGGCUGAGGUUCAUGUUGCAUCCGUUUUAACCUCAAAAAUUCCGCAGGCAGUCCCGAUUUUAGUGCAGCCACCCCCUGUCAGUCAGCAUCUGGAAGAGUGGAAGGGUGAACAUGCUGCAGACGCAAUCAACUCUAUAGCUCUCACUAAACCCUUCCUUAACUUGGCCCAGUUGGAAGUUUGUAACUGCAGUUUAGCCUGUAUACAUUCUGUGAAUUACGUGCGACAGUUUAAUAUCUCCAAGCGUGAUCAGGUGCACGUGAUUUCCAUUCUCUGGGAUAGCCUCAAUGAUGCUGUUGCCAUGGGUGACAAUGGAGCGAUGAUGAACAUAAUUGCUACAGCUGAAAACCACCCACAGAUUGCUGUAGCAUUAACAAAGCUGAGAAAUAUACAGGAAGACCCAAAAUAUGUAAUUUGUUCAGAUGUACCUGGGGAACAACAGUUGCACUAUGAAUUGAAUCGCAAGCAGUAUGUCACUUUCACUAACCCACUUUCAUGUUAUAUGGACAUUGUUGUACAGAGAAUUCUUCUGGCCACUCUUGAUAAUCAGCCAUGUCCAUACAAAAAGCAAGAACUAAAGGCCAUCUGUGACCACGUGAAUGUUUCCAUGGGCCGAUGUAGGAGUUACGAGAAGGAAUACUUUGCAGUUCAGCUGGGAGCAGCAUUGUUAUCAAAGCCUCUAAUUGUGCAGCCCUUCGUUAUAGGACUGAACCCUCAUCAUGUUGAAGUCUGCUUUCCAAUGCUGCCAUGUUUUACAGAUGUACAAAAAAUCGACUUGGCACUGUUGGGAAUAUGUGCAACCCCUGAAGUAACUCCGGAUGGACAGUUGAUAUUGAAGUGGCAAGAACGGGUCUAUGAUUGUGAUGUUUUACGUAAUCAGGCCCCAGUGGGAAGCAACAUUGGAGAAUUGAACCCAGACAGGUUUAUUUACAUGAUACCUGCCUAUCACUGGCAGAGGUUGCUUAUUGCCAUUCGAGAGCUAGACCCUAGCAUGAGGUUAGAGAAACUACGGUCUGCAGUCAGCCUGGUUGGCAAACAGGUCUCAAAUCCAGCCCAUGCGGAGAAUAACCAGUAUAUUGACGAUGUUACUUGCGAGGGGAGUAAAUUAGGUAACCCUCUGCAUUUCGCAGAAUUUUCUCUACGCCUUCAUGCCAGUCAGGUAUUGCUGAUGCAGUUGUCAGCUAGGCUGAAUAACUCAAUAUUGACGCCAUAUAUUCAACUUGUGAGCCUAACGAACACUCUCGAUAUUUGUCUUCAGCAUCGAGAAAAUCCUCUUGAAUGUUUCAUCACCUUGGACAGCAGCAUUUCAGCUCCCUUAAAGCCUUGUCCUGACAUUAAUACUUAUCAGAAAUUGUGGUCAGCUGUUGCUGAAAUAGAAGCUGUAACUCGAGCUGUUGAGCAUAAUGAGACGGUUACUAUUGAUAAUGUUUUAUUGGAUUGGAAGCAACAAGCAUCUAAUUAUGUAGCUGACCUGAUUCUUCCUUCAACAUUUUUAAAGCAGCGUGGUAUCAAGAUCACCUCAUCUGUUCAAGAAUUAAUGCUUUUCUCCCCCAAAAACUCCACUUAUUGUAGUGCUUAUUUUUCUGACUUUAUGUGUGUGCGGUACAGCAAUAUUGACUUCCCGGAUAAAUCUGGUCUAUGUGAUGAGCUCUCCCGGAUUGUUAAUAACCGUUGUUCAGUCACGUGGGUGGGUCACUGCAAAGUGGUGGGUGUCAUCAGUAUCAAUGAAAAGAUAGUGUUUAAGCUCCAGUUGGUGCAGAGUGAUGUCCCUUUACCGCUACAGCUGCUGCAUAGGAGGUCAUGUAGUGUGGAGAUAAUACACAGGACUAAUCAAGAUAGACUAAUUCUUUACGCAUUGAAGAACCUGGAUAAUUGUUCGCAGUUAGCAAAAGAUAUCAUAUUGCGACAGGCUCCAAGUGCUCCAGUUGAAACAUCCGAUGUGACUCUGCUACUGCAGUCAUGUAAGCAGGUAUUCCCUGGUACCAAUGGGCAGCAAGAUGAGGCCAUGAAGCAUGCCCUGUCUCAGCCUCUGACCAUGAUUCAGGGCUGUGUAGGGUCCGGCAAGUCUUUACUGGCCGCCAUUCUGGGACUGGCAUACUGUAAGAGGAACCAGACAUGCAGACAGCAGGCCCAAGUACUUGUGUGUGCACCCACUGAGGCGUCUGUUGAUGUUAUUUAUGACUUUUUCCAGUCUCUAGGAGGAAGUAAUGCCAAUAUUGUACGAGUGUAUGGUAAUGCUGUAGAGCAGGUGUUACAUCCUGGCCCCAAACUUUCCCGGAGACCGUGUCCAUCUUGGGAUAAGGAGAAUAUUCUCAAGAUGAGCGGUCGCUAUGCACAACGCUCCUUGUAUUCACUCGUGAGACAGGACGGCACACGCUAUGGAAGUAAAAUCAAUGAGUACGAGAGCCUGUUUAGUCUGUACCCCGAGGACAUAUCAGUGGAGGAUAAUGACUCAUACAUGCAGAUCGUUGGUCGAGCGGAGGCUGCCGUGCUCUCAGAGGCGGACAUCAUACUGUGCACGUGUAUCACCAGCGGGCAGCCAGAACUGGCAGCAUGUAUUAAUAUUCAUCAGAUAAUAAUUGAUGAUGCCAAUGCUGGUUCCGAGCUGGAGAUACUAGUUCCACUGUCAGUAUAUAAGGAUACUGAGAAUGUGGCACUGCUAGGGGACAUAAAUCAGAUGGGACCCAGUGUGGGCAGUAAAAUAGCCCAGGAGCUUGGCCUUGGGGUCUCCAUAAUGCAGUCUUACAUGAGCACGGCUGUGUAUCUGAAUGUGCAUUACAGAGUGCAUGAAGGUAUAAUGGACUUCCCAGUUAAAUAUGGCUAUACACGAGCAACAUGUGGGAUAAUCAGCCAGAGACAGCCGUCUGUCCUUAAUUGGACUGGAGGUCGAAACAAGCCCUCGGCUUUCUGUAAACUGGAUGGACUUGAAGCGAGUAUUCCAUUGAAAUAUUCCUGUCCGUUAGGAGAGACAAUUGUGAAUAUGGAGCAAGCCAAUUUUGCGGUGAGAGUAGCGAUGGCUUUAGUAAGCAGUUAUAAUGUUAACGGCAGCAAUAUCUGCAUCAUCUCCUUUACCCAGGCCCAGUGUAGGAACAUUGAGAGACUUCUGUCUGUGUCUGCCACAAAAUCUAAGAUACAGUGUAUGGGCAUAAAGGAGGUCCAAGGUUUAGAGUUUGACUAUGUGAUCCUGAGUACUGUGCGCAGUAUACCAGCCAUAAGGGUGGAGCGUUAUUGCACCAGAAAAUGGUUGCAGGAGAAUCUUGGGCUGCUUACAAAUCAGGGACUUGUUAUGUCGGCUCUUACCCGCGCUAGAAAAGGACUGGUUAUAGUUGGUAACGAAAACUUGCUGUGCUGUUCCCCCAUGUGGAGGCAACUUGUCGGAGAAUAUCAACAGAGUAACCGACUGGUGGCUGCAGAAGUUUUCCUUCAGACAAUGUCACUAUAGGACUGGCUUUACCCGGUCCAUUUCACUUACGUUUAUAAGCUUUCUUGACUUGUGGACUAUUGUGACUAUAAAUUUGUGUUGCUGUGUGUUGCACAAAUUACCAGUUAAUUGUAUGGUUUAGUUAUGUGAUAUGAUAUGAGUACAUGUAUAAAUACAGGUAUAUAAACUUGAAAUUUGUGGUUAUAUAUAAACGUGUGUAGUAUUUGGGGUAUGUUGUAUUGAUGCUGCAAUUUUGUAUUGAGGGCCUAGGCUGAUUUGUUCGUAUAAAGAAAUUGUUUCAAAAUAAAUACUUGGUGUGAUCAGUGUGUUACAAACAUGUUACCUAACAGAUAAUGUAUUGACAACAAAUCAAAUUUGUGAACAGAUUUUUUUCAUGGGAUUUAUGCUAAUAUUUACAGUAGUUAAACAACUUAUUCUUACAUGAAUGCUUCGAUUCAGUAUACACUAUCUUUAAUAAUGACCUUUCAUCCUUUCAUAAUCAAAAUUAUAUUCUUAUAUUUGAGUAUGAUUUACACAUAGUUAAUAACCUAUAAAAGUGAUCUAUGCAUGCACCUAACAUUAAAAGACAUAUUUAUUUCCUUGUAUGUUCAUAAAUUUUGAAGUAUUUUAGUGUUUGCUUAGAAGUGUUUAACAUUCCACAUGAAUAUUGUCUUUAGUUUGUUCUUUAUGUUUGUUAUUAUGCUAUGACACAGUUAGAUUAAAUUUGUUUGAUAAAGAGCCAUGCACUGUGAAAAAGGGGUUUAAUGCAUGUGCGUCAAGUGGUGUCCCAGAUAAGCCUGUGCACAGGCUAAUCAGGGAUAAAACUUCCCACUUUUAUGAUUUUUUUUGUUUUAAAGAAAGUCUCUAAGCAAAAAUCCAGUUGCGACUCAUAUGUUUAAAGCUGUUGACAAUGUGUUGUCUUUGGUAGGCUGAGUGCCCCACAGAUGGAUGCAUAACGCCAGUGUAUGCUGAUCCUGUAUAAUAGAUGUUUUAUAAGAAGUGUAUGGUUUGUAAGCCUUUCUCAUGGAAAGCUGUGUUUAAAGUAUGGGCGUAUGUUCAUAAAAUAUUAUCCCAGAUUAGCCUGUGCAAAUCAAGGUAUGACACUUUCCACCUAGAGUUGAUUUUCAUUUAGAAGAGACUUCCUUUAAACAUAACAUUGGAAAUUAUGUUCUCUGUUUAGGUAUGCGGAAUGCUCGCUGAUCUGGGACGAUAUGUUACGCAUAUGCAUUAUUGAGUCUGGUUUUCCCAGAGACAGGCUAUAUUGUUUACAAUGGUUUGGUGUUGUGGUUUUAUUUGCCAAAAUGCCCCUUCAAUAUAAGUACUUUUGAUUUGUGAUAGUCUUGGAUGUUGCAACACUAUCAUUUAUGUAAAAUAGUUUUUACAUGUUUAUUGUUAGUUAAUUGUGACCCAUCUUUAAUACUAAUAACCUUUUGUAUGCGUGAUCUAUGAAGUAACUGUUGUGCUCUUAAUUGAUUUGCAUCUUAAAUUCCUCUUAAUGAAUUUUUUACAUUCUUUUCAGAAUACAGUUCUUAUAAUUUAAUAUUGCUUUUUUGUAUAGAUGGUUAAUUACAGAUUUAUGUAUUUGAUAAUAUAACUAUUUCCUAUUGGAUUAAUUGUCAGUGUUUUUUUUAUUUGCACUUCUUGAUGUAUUAUUAUGUAUGAUGACAUCAAGUACUUACUUUUGCAACAUAAUCUGUAUCCAAAUUUACUAUUAAGAUUAAUCAUUAUUUAAUCAACAUUAUUUAAAUAAUGGUAUUUAUGGGUUUUUUUUUCUUUCCAUUAGCAAUAAUAAUUUAUUUCAGGUGUAUAUUUAGAUCUUUGAUUCGAUUUUGUGACAUUUGCAUUCUGUUGAGUGUUGUAUAUGUUGUUCAAAUAUGCAUUAAAAUAAAGGAAUUAGAAUAAUUUACCUUUAAAAUACAUGGAUCUUAUAAGUAUUAGUGCAUCAACUAUUAAGUUCAUCUUACCCCUUGUGUCUAUAGAUCUGUUUUAAUGUGUUACCAUUUAUCACCAUUUGAUAAAAUACGACUUUUUGCACUCUACUAUCCCUGAAUGUUCCUAUACACUUCUUUUUUGUGGAAUAGUAAUUUUCCACCUCGAUCCCUUUCCCCAUUUAUUUUAAUCUCUUAAAUAUCUAACAUUUUAUAAAAAAAUCAUUUGUAUUUAUAAACUGAUUUCACGUUUAAACAGAAUCUAUGAGCACAAAUAAAAUAAUAAACAUUUAAUUGGUGUCUUAAGUGUAGUAUAUUCAAAAUAAAGCUUAUAUUGUA
This is a messenger RNA of Dreissena polymorpha, 14117 nucleotides long. RefSeq names its product helicase with zinc finger domain 2-like. Lineage: Eukaryota; Metazoa; Mollusca; Bivalvia; Myida; Dreissenidae. Gene Ontology annotation, biological process: regulatory ncRNA-mediated post-transcriptional gene silencing. Gene Ontology annotation, molecular function: RNA nuclease activity; helicase activity; RNA binding. The record is from RefSeq and is a predicted model, not a curated record. Gene Ontology annotation, cellular component: cytosol; P granule.